Messenger RNA from Elephantulus edwardii (Cape elephant shrew), 873 nucleotides. Its product is annotated as melanoma-associated antigen 10-like. The transcript is spliced from 3 exons. Bases 1 to 873 code for a protein of 290 amino acids. NCBI's taxonomy places the organism in Eukaryota, Metazoa, Chordata, Mammalia, Macroscelidea, Macroscelididae. Gene Ontology annotation, biological process: negative regulation of transcription by RNA polymerase II. Gene Ontology annotation, cellular component: nucleus. The record is from RefSeq and is a predicted model, not a curated record.
AUGGUGCAAGAUCUCAUGGCUGGAGGCUGGGGGCUGGAAGGGGUAGAGAUUCAAGGUGCUGAAGGGGCCAUUGUAGCCACAGCAGUGCCCAUUUCUGCUGAGGACACCAGCCGCAGCCAUGUGCAGGAAGGCACCAGCCCUCUAAGGGCCCUGCCUCAUUCUAAACACAGACAGAAGCUGCAUGAGAAGGUGGGCCUUUUGGUGAAUUUCCAGCUCACCAAGUAUCAAAGGCAGGAGCCCACCAUGAAGGCAGACACUCUGGCUCUGGUCAUCAGAAGGUUCCAGAGGCACUUCCCUGACAGCUUUGGGAAGGCCCUGGAAGUCAUGCAGCCACUUUUGGGUGUUGAUGUGAAGGAACUUGCCAAGAACUCCGUCCUGAUCAUGGUUCUGUGCAUUAUCUUCCUGGAAGGCAGCUGUACCAGUGAGAAAGAAGAUCUGGGAGGCACUGGGUAUGAUGGGUCUACAUGUUAUGGAGAUCCUCAGAGACUUUUCACUCAAGUCUGGGCACAGAAUAAGUACCUGAAGGUCAAGUUAGUGCCCAAUAGCCAUCCUGCCCGCUAUGAAUUCUUGUGGGGCCUGAGAGCCCACACAGAAACCAGCGAGAGGAAAGUCCUGGGGUUUCUGGCCCAGGUCAGUGGCACCGAGCCCACCUCCUCCCUGUGUCAGUACAUGCAGGCUGAUAGAGGAGGGGGAGAGAGGCUGAUUCCUGUGCUGUGUCCCAACAGGAUCCAACUAGACUCUGGAGGAGUCCCGUCUUUGUUUAAGUGGGUAGUACCGUCUAUUCUCAUCAAGAGUCCUCACCUUGACUCCUGGCAUCACUUGAGACAGCUCCCUUUGCUGACCCACUGCCAUGCCACCUUCCAGCGACCCUGA